This is a messenger RNA of Tribolium castaneum (red flour beetle), 5639 nucleotides long. RefSeq lists its product as uncharacterized. The record is from RefSeq and is a predicted model, not a curated record. The transcript has 3 exons. The coding region runs from base 2720 to 4984 and encodes 754 amino acids. Lineage: Eukaryota; Metazoa; Arthropoda; Insecta; Coleoptera; Tenebrionidae.
AUUUAAAAUGUCCAGUUUUUGACGUUUUGCUGCCAUUUUAUUUUAUAGUAUACUGGCCUUUUUCUAGUCUAUAAUGUAUACCUUUUGCAUAUUUUAUAUUUUCAAAUGCUUAGCUAUGCGGUAAUUUAUAUCGCUGUGUUCAUUUUUACAUGUGAACGGUACAACGCUAUGGAUAAUCAGCCUUUACAGUCAUUUGGUGACCACUUCUUUCAACAAAUCGUCGAUUUUGAUAAUGUAAAAGAACCUCGUUCCGGUCCACAACGCGAAAAUGAUGUUUUAGAAGAAAGAGAAAGAGUGGGCAAAGAAGAAAACAAAGAAAACUGUCCACUGAAGCAAAAGUAUUCGCCAUGUUCAAGUUAUGACAUAAAGAGAAACAGGAGACCUUUUACCAAGAGGGAAUUGGACGAAAUAGGAUCGCUUUUUGUGAACCAUUUGUUUGAAAGUGAUCAUGAAUUUAGUAAUACAAAAGAGGAUUUUAAAACAAGUAUCAACAGGGACAUGUAUGACUUUAAAUUUAAAAAAGGAGCAGUUUAUGGAAAAGUCAAACAGAAGAAUAAAGGAAAUAGUACUAGAAUUUGUGAUGAAGAGUUUGUCCAAAGUCCAAGCAGGCAUCAUAAAGAAACUUCAAAUGGUUUUGUAACAAUGCCUUUUUAUAAGCACAACUCCUACAAAACUGAUCAAAAAAAUAAAAACGAGAGAUGUAUCGCCGUUAACUUGUAUCCAGAAAAUAAAAUUCCGCACCAAUAUGACUACAUAGCCUUUUUAUCAGAUGAUGACAAAUUUGUCAAUGUUCCUGCACUCAGAUUUAAUGUUUUUUCGGACCGAAACCGUCGAACCGAUAAUUUCUCUCCUUUCUUCGUUUCCACAUACAAGAAAGGAUCCCAUCGACUUCAUGAUUUGGAAAAAUUGAAAUGUCAACAUUGCACUUAUGUUCCCAUUCUGUUCAUCAACACAAUUCCGGAUACCCUUAAAAAACUUUCAAAAAGAUCUCCCAAAAACAUGUAUUUACGCAGAGCCGAUUUAUUGAUAGAAAAUAUCAAAACUUCGCUCAAAAUGCAAACGCAUGAUGCGGAAACCCCGAAGUUUGUUGAUGGUGCAGUUCUGGUCAAUUUAAGGUUUAAGCAGAAAAAAGACAUUAGUAAAGAUCUUCAUAGUACUUUUACAUAUCAGAACCGAAAACAAGGAUCUGCUAUGCAAAAUUUUCUUUUCAAAAACCUAAUCGAUUCUGUAAAAUUGCGUCAUGAUAAAAUGGUGAAGAAAGAAAUUUCGACAGAUUCAUCAAAACUAGCCAAUGCUUCGGUAAAUAACAAACAGAAUACUGACGAAUCGGGAUCGGCACCGCCAAAACAGAGUGACGAUCUUUUGACAUCAUUUCGUUUCUCAAAUGAAACAUUUAAAGAUUUAGAAGAAAUACCAAACGAAAAUUUUACUUCGACUGUAGUAACUCAGAAAACUACAGAAACUCUAUCUUUUCCCACCAAAAUUGAAGAAACAAAUGCACCGGAAGAAAGUAUAGCUGUCCCAGUGGAAGAAAAUAAUCUUUCAGAAGCGUUUCAGUUUCCGAAUUUGAAAACGUUUCAAAAGAUAAAGUCAGCGUUUAAAAGCUGGAUGUCUCCGGGCAGUGAAAGUACUAGUGUUGGCGCGAAAUAUUUAAAAGACACCACUAUUAUUGCUACUACAACUUCUGUAGUUUCGGAAACUUCCCCAGAAACUAUAUCUUCUUUGACAACUUCCGAGAUGCAAAGUAGUAUUUCGGAAGUCAAAGAAAUUUUACCAUCUUUAUCAACAUUUAAAACUUCUACUAAGUCUGCAGAAACAAAGCAAAGCGUGAAGUUAACUUCACUAGCACAGCAACUUAUUCCUACGCACGUAACCUACACAUCAAGCAGUUAUCAACUGAACGCAUAUCAAGAAAAAAAAACACAAAUGGAUCAUCCUUACGGUACCCCACCAAACUAUGGAACAAAUGAAUAUCAAGCAAAUAAUCCGCAAAUGGAUCAUCCUUACGGUACCCCACCAAACUAUGGAACAAAUAAAUAUCAAGAGAAUAAUCCCCAAAAGUAUCACCCUAAUGGUGAGUCAUCAAACUAUGGAACAAAUGAAUAUCAAGCGAAUAAUCCCCAAAUGUAUCACCCAUACGGUCAGCCACCAAAUUACGGAACAAAUGAGUAUCAAAAUUAUAAUCCUCAAACAUAUUAUCCUUACGGACAGCCACCACUUUACGGGACAAAUGAGUAUCAAGAAAAUAAUCCUCAAAUAUAUCCUCCUUACGAACACGUACCAACUUAUAGACCAAAUGAGUAUCAAGAGAAUAGUCCUUAUUACAACGCACCACCCUAUAGCUCAAAUGAAUAUCAAGAAAAUUAUCAACCUCAAUUAUAUCCUCCAUAUUAUCACGAACCAAACUAUGGCACAAAUGAGUAUCAAGAAAAUAAUCCCCAAAUAUAUCCUCAAGGUUAUCCUCCUUACAAUCACGCAUCAACCUAUGAAUAUCAAGAAAAUAAAGCCAAAGUACAUCCUUCAACUUACAGCCCACAGGAGUAUCAGGAGAGUAAUCAUCAAAUAUAUCCUCCUUAUUAUCAUCAACAAAAUGGAGUAAGUGACUAUCAAGAAAAUAAUCCUCAAGUAUAUCCACCUUACUAUAACGAACCAACUUAUAACCCAAACGAGUAUCAAGGAAUUAAUCCCCAAGGAUAUCCACCAUAUUAUCACAUGUCAAAUGAGUAUCAAGAAAACAAUGCACAAUUAUAUCCCCCUUAUUAUCAAGCGUCAACUUUUAGCACAAAUAAGUAUCAAAGUAUUAGUCCCCCAGUUUAUUCCUCUCACAAAUACGUACCAACCGAACGAACAGAUAAAUAUCAAGAAAAUAAUAAAUACCACGUACCUACCUAUAGCACGAAUGAGUAUCAAGAAAAUGGUCCCCAACUGUACCCUCCCUAUUAUCAGAAACCAACCUAUAGCGCAAAUGAGUAUCAAGAAAAUAAUCCUCAACUAUAUCCACCUUACUAUCAAGCACCAAAUUAUGGUACAAAUGAAUAUCAAGAAAAUAAUCCACAACUAUAUCCUCCCUAUUAUCAAGAACAGAAUGCUCAUUUAUAUCCUUCGCAAAAUCCUUUUACAGAAGUCCCGACUCUUAGUACAAAGAAAUAUCAAAAAAAUAUGCCUAAAAAUCGAGUUUCGACCCACAGAACAAACGAAUAUCAAGAAAAUAAUCCCCAAGUAUAUCCUCCGUAUUAUCAAGCACCAAGUCCCAAUGGAUAUCAAGAAUAUAAUCCACAACUAUAUCCUCCUUACUAUCAAGUACCAAACUAUGGUACGAAUGAAUAUCAAGAAAAUAAUCCACAACUAUAUCCUCCCUAUUAUCAAGAACAGAAUGCUCAUUUAUAUCCUCCUGCUCACAAUCUUUAUGCAGAAGUGCCGACCACUAGUACAGAAAAAUAUCAAAAAAAUAAACCUAAAAGUCGGGUUUCAACCCUCAGAACAAAUGAAUAUCAAGAAAAUAAUCCCCAAGUAUAUCCUCCGUAUUAUCAAGCACCAAGUCCCAAUGGAUAUCAAGAAUAUAAUCCUCAACUAUAUCCUCCUUACUAUCAAGUGCCAAACUAUGGUACAAAUGAAUAUCAAGAAAAUAAUCCACAAUUAUAUCCUCCCUAUUAUCAAGAACAAAAUGCUCAUUUAUAUCCUCCUGCUCACAAUCCUUAUACAGAAGUGCCGACUACUAGUACAAAAAAAUAUCAAAAAAAUAAACCUAAAAAUCGAGUUUCAACCCUCAGAACAAAUGAAUAUCAAGAAAAUAAUCCCCAACUAUAUCCUCCGUAUUAUCAAGCACCAAGUCCUAAUGGAUAUCAAGAAUAUAAUCCUCAACUAUAUCCUCCUUACUAUCAAGUGCCAAAUUAUGGAACAAAUGAAUAUCAAGAAUAUAAUCCACAACUAUAUCCUCCCUAUUAUCAAAAACAAAAUGCUCAUUUAUAUCCUCCGUCUCACAAUCCUUAUACAGAAGUUCCGACCAAUACUACAAAAAAAUAUGAAAAAAAUAAACCUAAAAAUCGAGUUUCAACCCACAGAACAAAUGAAUAUCAAGAAAAUAAUCCCCAAGUAUAUCCUCCGUAUUAUCAAGUGCCAAGCUCUAAUGGAUAUCAAGAAUAUAAUCCUCAACUAUAUCCUCCUUACUAUCAAGUACCAAACUAUGGAACAAAUGAAUAUCAAGAAUAUAAUCCACAACUAUAUCCUCCCUAUUAUCAAGAGCAGAAUGCUCAUUUAUAUCCUCCUGCUCACAACCCUUAUACAGAAGUGCCGACCAAUAGUACAAAAGAAAAAGAAAAAAAUAAACCUAAAAAUCGAGUUUCUACUCACAGAACAAAUGAAUAUCAAGAAAAUAAUCCCCAACUAUAUCCCCCGUAUUAUCAAGUGCCAAGCCCUAAUGGAUAUCAAGAAUAUAAUCCUCAAUUAUAUCCUCCUUACUAUCAAGUGCCAAAUUAUGGAACAAAUGAAUAUCAAGAAUAUAAUCCACAACUAUAUCCUCCCUAUUAUCAAGAACAGAAUGCUCAUUUAUAUCCUCCUUAUAAAGAAGUGCCAACCUAUAGUACAAAAAAAUAUCAACAAAAUAAUCCUAAAAAUCGAGUUUCAACCCACAGAACAAAUGAAUAUCAAGAACAUAAUCCCCAAGUAUAUCCUCCGUAUAAUCAAGCACCAAGCCCCAAUGGAUAUCAAGAAUAUAAUCCCCAGAUAUAUCCUCCGUAUUAUCAAGUACCAACCUAUAGCCCCAACGGAUAUCAAGAAAAUAAUCCCUACGGAUAUCGUCCUUAUGAUGAAAAAACAAAAGAGUACCAGAAGAACAAUCCCCCAAAUAAAGACCAAAGAAACAAACACCCUAUAUCAACCUUUAGAACAAAUACGGACGAAAAGAAUAAACCCAAAGAACAUAAUCCUUACGGUCCCAUUUCAACCUACGGAACAAGUGAAUAUGAAACAAACAUUCCUACAGUGAAAUCCCCUAAUUUUCAAACAAACAUAAAAGACAAUAGUCCUACAGUAACUCCAGCUCCUGAUAGAUAUGGGCCCUCAACGUAUCGAAGCGAAAAUUUUAAAGAAGGAAGUUCAAACGAAUUUGGCAACUACAGAGACGACGAUCUUAGUGGUAUCUUAGAUUUACUAGGACACGAUCUAGACAGUGAUAAUAUUCACACGAGUGAUACUAGAGAGCAGGGUAUACUAGAAAAAAUCAAAAGUAAAUUACGUAUUUUAUCUAAAGACCUGAAACUAAUGAUGGUGAUACAAAAUUUACUAUCUAAAUCAAAAGAGCGGUCAAAGAAGCGAAUAAGAAGAAUUAAAAAAUUUGUACCUUUCAGUACUCGUCUUCGAUCCAAAAGAAGAAAGAUCACAGCUUCUAGGAACGAAAAAGUGAAAAAAGGCAAAAGGCUGAGACAUGUUUUGCAACGGAGAAAGAGAAGAUUGGUGAAAAAGCGAAAAAAGGGCAAGACGUGAAAAUUGUAUUACUAAUGUGUGGAUUUCUCAUCCUUUUGCAAGAAAUUCUAGGAAAGAACAGUCAACGAGGUAUCUACUUUCGCUUAAUUUUAAGUCAUAACAAGUGAAAAUAUGAUAAUAGGUUUGAAAUGCGAUAAUUAAACGUAAAAUUUAACUUG